CCGGAGAAAAGGAAUGAAAGGAACCUCUUCUCUCUGAAAUAAAAUGCAAGCACCGCUGGAAUGUGGUGGAGCCCGCUCACAGGCCAGGGUUUGUCGCUUAAAAUGUUAGAACUACUGGUUUCUUCUGGAUGAUAAGAUUCCUUAGAACAAAAUUUCUCCGUGGUGUGUGAAUUCCUUGAUAGUGCUUGGAAUUUUUUGUGAAUGUGUGAGUUUUGGGGGGCGAUAGGGCCAAUGUUGGUGUGUAGGGGUGUUCGGGGAGAGUUAGUUCAUUUGUUCCACAUUUCCCCAGUACCCCCCAACCAGCUUCCGGCCGUCACCCCUCACUCCCUAUUGGUGUUGGUAUUAGGAGACCUGCACAUCCCACACCGGUGCAACAGUUUGCCAGCUAAAUUUAAAAAACUCCUGGUGCCAGGAAAGAUUCAGCACAUUCUCUGCACUGGAAACCUUUGCACCAAAGAGAGUUAUGACUAUCUCAAGACCCUGGCUGGUGAUGUUCAUAUUGUGAGAGGAGACUUCGAUGAGAAUCUGAAUUACCCAGAACAGAAAGUUGUGACUGUGGGACAGUUCAAAAUUGGUCUAAUCCAUGGACAUCAAGUUAUUCCGUGGGGAGAUAUGGCCAGCUUAGCCCUGUUGCAGAGGCAGUUUGACGUGGACAUUCUUAUCUCAGGACAUACACACAAAUUUGAAGCAUUUGAACAUGAAAAUAAAUUCUACAUUAAUCCAGGUUCUGCCACUGGGGCAUAUAACGCCUUGGAAACAAAUAUUAUUCCGUCAUUUGUGUUGAUGGAUAUCCAAGCUUCUACAGUGGUCACUUAUGUCUAUCAGCUAAUUGGAGAUGACGUGAAAGUAGAACGAAUUGAAUACAAAAAAUCUUAAAGCCAGGCCUGUCUUCAUGAUUGUGUUUGUUCUUCAUUCCCUUGUUCAAGUAAUUAAACAUUUAAGAGCCACACAACUGUAUCGUUUAUAAUAGUUUGCAGUAAAAUACAUCUUCUCUGUUAGUACAUAUUGCUCUAUGCUUCUUGUAAACUAUAAGAAUAUAUUUAGUUUACAUUAUAGUAUAUGGCUUAUGAAAAAACUCACCACACAGUAAAUGGUCACAUGUUAAGAAAAAUUUAUCCUUAUACUAUAGUAGCUUCAAAGUUGGUAUUUGGACUUUAUUACAAAAUAAUGCAUGAAGAGAAAGAAUCUAGACUUUCUGUAUACAUUUUUCUCUUCUCCAAUACUAAAUGUUUACCUUUCAUUUAUAAUUUCU
Messenger RNA from Fukomys damarensis (Damara mole-rat), 1252 nucleotides. It is a transcript of the gene Vps29, whose product is annotated as VPS29 retromer complex component. The transcript has 4 exons. Bases 202 to 876 code for a protein of 224 amino acids. The record is from RefSeq and is a predicted model, not a curated record. Gene Ontology annotation, cellular component: retromer complex; endosome. Lineage: Eukaryota; Metazoa; Chordata; Mammalia; Rodentia; Bathyergidae. Gene Ontology annotation, biological process: intracellular protein transport; retrograde transport, endosome to Golgi.